AUGCUGCAAAAGCUGUGGACAAUAGCGGACGGCGUUGUCUUGGCUGUUGAAAAACUUGUACAAUCAAAAUUGCUAGUUCCACGAUCAAACCGUCGUAUCCAAACUGUUGAUACUCAUAUCGGCGUGCAAUUACACUUUGCACAUAAACAGGCUACGGCUGGUUUGUUAGCAGAUGGUCACUAUGCACAGGCCUACACGUUAUAUUCAAAUGUACGACCAUUUGGUAGCAGCGCUAUUAUCGGUACAGUUGAUAAAGAAGGUCCACAGCUUUUUAUGGUUGAACCAUCUGGUGUAUACUGGGUAGCAAAAACAGAAAUUGAAAAGCUCAAACUUGCAGAGAUGUCUGUUUUGGAUGCUGUUAAAGAAACUGCACGGAUCAUUUAUACAGUUCACGAUGAAGCCAAAGAUAAAGAGUUUGAAUUAGAAUUGAGCUGGAUAACUGAGGAAAAUAGGCGACAUCAAUUUGUGCCUGAUGAUAUUGCAGCAGAGGCGGAAAGAUUGGCAAAG
This is a messenger RNA of Racocetra fulgida, 507 nucleotides long. Lineage: Eukaryota; Fungi; Glomeromycota; Glomeromycetes; Diversisporales; Gigasporaceae. The record is from the annotation of a GenBank genome assembly.